This is a messenger RNA of Etheostoma spectabile (orangethroat darter), 2273 nucleotides long. RefSeq names its product bridging integrator 3 (gene bin3). The transcript has 9 exons. The record is from RefSeq and is a predicted model, not a curated record. NCBI's taxonomy places the organism in Eukaryota, Metazoa, Chordata, Actinopteri, Perciformes, Percidae. Gene Ontology annotation, biological process: actin cortical patch localization; plasma membrane tubulation; endocytosis. Gene Ontology annotation, cellular component: cytoplasm; actin cytoskeleton. Bases 113 to 874 code for a protein of 253 amino acids. Gene Ontology annotation, molecular function: protein binding; lipid binding.
GCUGAGCCCCGGACUUCCGGUUUAAAGCUCGACUGUUGACUGGUGGAAAGGAAUGAGGUCCUCGGAAAAUAACACAACCACCCAAUGAAACCGGAAUAAAAGUUCACUCAAAAUGAGCUGGAUUCCCUUCAAGAUUGGACAACCAAAGAAGCAGAUUGUCUCUAAAACCGUGGAAAGAGACUUUGAGCGAGAAUAUGACAAGCUUCAAAAGCUGGAGGAUCAGACGAAAAAGCUUCACAAGGACAUGAAGAAAAGCACCGAGGCUGAUUUAGCCAUGUCCAAAGCAGCUGUGAAGAUUUCUGCAGACCUGCUGAGUAACCCGCUGUGUGAGCAGGACCAGGCCUUCCUGGAGUCCAUGACCGCUUUAGAUACAUCCAUGAGAAGGAUGGACUCCUUCAACCAGGAGAAGGUCAACCAGAUACAGAAAACUGUCAUCGACCCUCUGAAAAAGUACAGCGGCGUCUUCCCCAGCCUCAACAUGGCAGUGAAACGCCGGGAACAGGCACUGCAGGACUACAAACGGUUGCAAUCCAAAGCGGAGAAGUAUGAAGAGAAAGAAAAAACCGGGCCCGUAAUGGUGAAACUACAUCAGGCCAGAGAGGAGCUCCGACCGGUCCGGGAGGACUUCGAGGCCAAGAACAAGCAGUUGCUGGACGAGAUGCCCAAGUUCUACCACAGCCGCAUCGACUACUUCCAGCCCAGCUUUGAGGCUCUCAUCAGGGCGCAGGUUGUCUAUUUCACCGAAAUGUACAAGAUCUUCAGCGAGUUGACAGACCAGAUCGACCAGGCAGGGCUGACUGACGAGCAGAGGGAGAGGGAGACCGAGGCCAAGCUCAGCGAGUUGCGUGCUCUGUCCAUUGUCGCCGAUGACUGAGGGAGAGAGGCCAAAAAAUGGGGAACGGGUUCCUUUUAAAUGCCUCUCUGAAUGGAUUGCACUCUUUUCCGGCUCCUUGGCACACUUCAAGGGGACAGCAAUGGCCUUAACCCGAUCGUCAGAUUGUUUCCUUGCGGCCCCGUCUCCCCCCCCAUUCCUCUUGCACUACACUCCCAUGCUUCUCUCUCUCCACAGAGACUCUGCGAAUCAAACUGCUACAGCUGAAAUGCCACAUUAACUAAGCCAUCAGCCAUGUGCAACAUUAUAAGCCAAUAUGUCUUUUUUUUUUCUUUUUUCUAAGGGAAGGAAUCAAACUGGUUCUCGUCAGAACUAAUUAACAGGGUUACACUUCUUGGUUUCAGAGAUGUCUAGAAGCAUUUGUUUCUAAAGAAGGAAAUGAGCAAGGAAGCAUUUUUUUUUUUUUUAUUAAUCUGCAAUCUUACCAACAAUCUGUGAAACAGUUUUUAUUACCCAAGUUUGAAAUGACAAACACUACAGACAGUGUUUUGUAAUGUAUUGUAGGUUAUGUCCGUGUUUUUGGCCUUUCACUGGUUAUCUCCAAGUUUAGCUCUGUGCCAUGUUGUGUGAGGGCGGUUUGUUGGGGUUUACAGGAUGAUGUUGGUAACGUCACCUGUGCAUAAUGUGCCUACGUUGUCCCGACUGUGGAUGUAACAUGGAAAAAAAAAACUUCACUUGAGUGAAGUGAGAUUGUAACCGUGCAAGCAGCGGUGUCUAAAGGUUGACCACUCAGGCUGCGGAGAGAACAAGUCGCUGUUUGAGUCUAACCGCUGUCCAAAACAAAGGCUGGUGCUCCCUCUUGUGGUAAAAACUAAUCAUGACGCACACACACAUCAUCCAUCCUUUGUUUUAUUGUUUGGUAGUUUAGAUGGUUUGUUACUAACCCUACACCAGUGUUGGAAGCCAACUUUUUCUUUUUGUUUUUGGGUCAAAUCAUACGGUCAUUGUUUCCACCUUUAUCAGGUAUUUCCCCCCCACACACACACACACUCUCGUUAAUGGGGUUACACAGUGAUCUACACACCCUGAUUGCUCCAAGAUCAUGUUUGUUUUUAAAGGUGUCACACCAAGACGUUAACUAUUUAUUCUUUGACAUACUUUUGAAAUUACUGAAGCAAAGGCUUAGUUGAUUGACCAUCUGUGUAUUGUUUGAGUUACACGUGUGUAUUAAUGUUUUUUUUCUAAUUAAUGUUUUUUUGUAAUUAAAGAGUUUAAGUUGUAGAGAUUGUUUUUUUGUAACACACUAAAUGAAUAAUACUUUAACGCAGUGGGGUUUAAUUUAGGUUUAUUGAAAUGUAUUAACACUACAAUCUGUUAAAUGACAAUGUUUUAGCCAUCAUCUAAAUCAAUCAUGAAAAUAAAUGAACUGUGAGAAUAGCAA